AUGGCACUCACGGACAAGUGGCGAAGCGAGUGGGACAGGGAGCUGCGCCUGCUCCCCCAAGUCGAACCCAUUGCCGACCACGACCUGCAGAUAACCGAAGAUAUAUUUUUCAUAUGGCAGUUCUUAAAGAUGUACCACACCUCCAUGCCGCAUGUUCGGAAGCUCAUCGAUUUCAUAACAAUUAAAAAACCCGAGUCGCUCAUAUGGGGCGAACACAUUGACGACUACAUGUUUAGGGGAAUGGACAAGGGGCAGAAAUUAUUUAAUUUGUUAGUUUCAGAUGGAAAAAGAAUACAGCCCAGGUAUUCCAAGAAGAAAUUAAGCGAUACGCUUCUGUACUUUCGCCUUAAGAAUUACAUCAUCUUGGAGAAAAUAAAUACUGGGUCCGUUGGUCAGGUUCACUUGGCUUUGGACAAAAGCACAGACACCCUCGUCGCGGCCAAGGCCAUAGACAAGUCCACCGUGCAAGGCGACGAAGAGCUCUUCCAAAAGCUCAAGGAGGAGAUCAGCAUUUCCUGCAGAAUGAACCACCCGUGCGUUGUAAAAACGACCAACGUCCUCGAGACGAGGGACAAAAUUAUUCAAAUUAUGGAGUACUGUGAUGGGGGGGACCUCAUAUCCUACGUCAGAAAUAAGCUCCACCUUGAGGAACUCAGCGCGCAGUACUUCUUCCGCAAAAUCGUCCAGGGGCUCCAGUACAUGCACCGAAACAACGUGUCCCACAGGGACCUGAAGCCAGAAAAUAUCUUCUUAUGCAAAAGACAACUCAGUCAAAGAGAAAAAACGUUAAUAAGAAUAGGGAAGUUACCAUCCUGCUCUGAAUACGAAUUGAAGAUAGGGGACUUCGGAGCCUGCUGUGUUAAUGAAAAAAAUAAGCUACAUCACGACGUAGUGGGAACCUUAAGUUAUGCUGCACCGGAGGUCUUAGGGUGUAACACCACCUGUGGGUAUAGCAGUCAAAAGGCAGAUGUUUGGAGUCUGGGGAUUAUCCUUUACGCCAUGUUAUUCGGCUUGCUCCCCUUUGAUAAUGAAGGGAAAAAUCUUAAAGACGCUUAUAACUCGGUUGUAAAAAAUAAAAUCGUCUUCCCCAAACAUAGGAUCAAUAAAAUUUCUAUGAAUGCUCGACAUUUGCUCUCUGGCAUGCUCACCAUCAAUCCCGCUAAUCGGCUGUCCCUUGAUGAGGUGGUCAACCAUGAAUGGCUAGCUGAUACGGGGAAAGCCAAAUUGGAAGUAUCUCACUUGCAUAAGAAAAUGGAUUUCCCCAUUUCGUCCACCGUCGCUUGUCCAGUUGGCAGCGGUAAGAACGACAUGGACUUUGAGACGUUUAAGAAUUUGUUUCUAGUCAAGAGGGAAAAUGGUUCUGCGGCCGCAAAUAUGUGCGUCCCGGGGGUGGUGGCCAGCGCGCUUCCGAGGGGGGCUCAAAAUGGGAUACACAGCGGGGGGAAAAAUGUGAUACACAGCGGUGCCCAAAAUGUGAUACUCAACGGGGGGCAAAACGGGCUGCUAAACAUGGUGCCUCACGGGAUUCCGUGCGCCGCUCCUUUUGGAGCCCCCUACGCUACGCCAUACGCGAGUGCAAGCCCAAAGGGGAGCGAUCAACCUGGCGCCUCCCCGCGCAGCGGUAACGAGCAGGGCCAAGCGUGCCAUCUGCGAGGAAGCAACUCGUUCCUGGGCAGGAGCAACCCCCACCACUUGCGGCAAAAUCAAAACCAAAACCAAUACACAAGCGCAAACCACUGCCAGUUUUACCUGUACGACGAGAAGGGCGUUUUGAACACCCACGUGAAUCACCCGAAUGGGGGGCAGCCCAACGGGGAGAACCCCGUCUACGCAGACGCCCGCCUUGCACAGAAAAAAAACCAAGGGGAGACACUAGAUAGGUAUGCGUUAAAUCAAAAGGGUGAAGAGGGAGGAAACCCCCCCAUGGAAACAAGCAAAAAACAAACACUUGAUGGUAACGAAAAAACCAAAGUGUGCACACAAAAAGGAAUAACCAAUCAUCGCAAGAAUGGUCAAAAUGAUUACUACGUGGAGAGAGCAUAUUUCAAAAAUUAUAUUCUAGACAAUACCUACGUGGAUGGGAAGAAUACCAAUCAAAAUAGCGUCAACUACUAUGAUGGGAAGCCACCCCAGCUAGAGCAUGUAGAAGAAAAUAAAGCCAAGUGGAUGGACCAAGUGAACAGGAACCCCCACCUGUGUACAGAGAUGAAGAACACUUACGAUUUAUACCUCAAUAAAAACAACAUCUGUAGAAACCAAAGCAAUAAUGUGUUGCUUCUCCCCUGUAGGGAGAACCCCAUAGGGAAAAAUAAUUUAUAUAGUAAUUUGUACCUCUUUAAAGGCGCAAACGAUUUUAACGUAACGACCAUGGGGAGGGCUACUCUGUUAAGGCACUACGAUCAGUGUAAACUCACCAGAAGCAGGGAAUAUGACACCAGCUGGAAGUUCAAAUAUUCUUCCAACGUGAGUGACGGACGAGAGUCCACUAACACCAUCGCCUCGAAUUGCACAAACGGAGCUCCUAGUCCUAACAACACACCCGCCAUCGCGAAAGUAAACGUCUCACCGAGUGACCCAUCAUUUUAUGAAAAUGCGAACUACAGCCAUCAUGUACAGUACAAAUAUUAUUACUAUGAUGAUAAGGGGACCUAUGUAGGCUGUUUGAGCAACCAAACCAGUGGACGCACUUGCCCCUCUUCCUGCGUGCUGCUGGAAAAUCAAGCCAAUAAGGCAGUCAAUAAGGCAGACAAUAAGACAGCCAAUAGUGCCGCCAACAAUGCCGCCAACCAUGCUGACUACACCCAGGAAUGGACCUGCAGAAGGGGAGUCUCCGAAUAUGUCGAAGCGGGCACGCCCAGCAACAACAGCAGUGGUAAUAACGGCAGUGGUAAUAACAACGUGUGCUCGUCUGACCGCAAGAGGGAAGACCCCUUCGCUAAACACCGAGAGGGGGGAGGUCACACAAAGUUGGCUAGCCACGAAUGGGGUAAAGACGCUGCAGGUGCGCUCUUCGCCGCUUCUAAAAAUGGGGCAAAUGUGAUGGGCAAGCAGACGGGGGGGGAAAGCAAAGGGAGGAAUGCUCUGCCGAGUGGACAUGGACAACCACAUGUGGUGCAGCAGGUGGGAAGAGCCGCACAGGUAGGUGGGCAAAUGGGUGAGCACGCCACUCGGGGAGCCACCGGCAGUAACCCCACAAGGGACACCCUCCUCACCGACGGAAGCAUCACAUCUAAGGUGAGCGCACCCACGAACAAGGAGGCAGAAGUGCAAUUACGCCCCACGAACGACGCAGAAGUGCAAUUAAACCCCACGAACGACGCAGAAGUGCAAUUAAACCCCACGAACUCCAAAAAGAAAGACACCUGCAUUAUUCUCAAAAGGGAAGCAAUAGCCCCCAGCGGAAAUAAACACUCGUGCCUUGUCAAAUCCCAACACGCAACAAAAAUUGUCUCCAUUGGUGAACCCACCUGCGAUGAAGUUUACCUGGCGCACAUGCAAACGAACGAACUGAAGGGCAACCCCAAGGAGAGUCACCAAAAGGAAAACAAAUCUACCACCAACCUGUUCAUCCAAAAGGGGAGAAUUAACGAAUGCGAAAAAAUGAAUAACACACAACAGAAAGGUACUUCACCAAGGGAUUACACUGAUGAGCAGUCCGAAAAAUGGAACUUGCCCAGUGGAGAGAAAGAUGACAGGGCGGGGUUCCUUCCCAGUGGGGGUGCCCCAGUGCAAACUUACACUUCGAAUUUGCGAAAGACCAAAGCGGAUAAUAACACCGAUGAAGAAGUGCAUGAAGUGGGCAAACGAACUGAACGGGAAACAGAAAAGGACAAUCAAAGAGAAACACACAAAGGGGAUAAUAACUCCCCCGCGAAAGCAGUUUCACUCCUGCCAGUUAAAGAUGAAAGCAAAAAUAUAACUAGCCAAGAAGGGAGUAACACACCAGGGGAAGAACACACCGAAGGGGAGUGUAAGAACACCCUCGAACAAAGCCCUAGCGAUGGAAGUGAAACGAAGACGAAAAAAAAAAAAAAAAAAAAAAAAAUUAUCAGCACCAAUAAUCCAAGUAAAGAAAUCCAACGACGUGAAUCAAAGAGCGACCCAAGUGGUGACGACAAACAGGUAAACCAGGGGCAUAAAAAAAAAAAUACAUCCAACAGUGGUAGUAGUAACAACAACCGUAGUUGCAACGCUGGGCAGAAACGUGCAUGUGGAGAGAGCUACACCAACAGUGGCGCAAGGAGCAACCACAACGGGACUGACACUGCAGUGGUGGGUGCGCGCAAAAGUUCAACUAAAAAUGAGGGGAAAAAAAACAAAGUGGACAAGCGAAGAGGAAGGGCAAAUGAACAUGCUAUAGAAAAAACUGACAGGCCUAACUUACCCAAACGUGACCGUCAUGAAGAAGAAAAAACAGAGGCGGCAGAAUCCAGACGCUACUCCAGCACAGAUAAAACAACGUAUAACCAUCUGGAGGAGGCAACAACGCUUUGCAAAAACGAGAAAGGAACGAAAGGAAGGGACAACAAAAUGUUAAAUGAACAACAGAUAGACGGAAAAAACAAUUUUUUGCUGCUAAAGAAAUUGUACUAUUCGAACGAUAGGCACCUGGAAGUACUGCCCAACAGUCAAAACCAACAUGAGAGGAAGCACUACAUCAAUUUGGAGAAAUUAUUUCCCCACGGUAAGAGGAAGACGAAUAAAACCCACCUACCCCCAUUAAGCCACUAUAAAAAAGGCAACAUAUGUUUUAGUAAAAGGGUGAAAAAAGACACAAGAAAAUGCGGCGAGGAAAACCAAAACGUCGUAAAGAAGGAAGCAGAUGGAUGCCGCAGAGCACAUAACCCAAUAGGUAAAAAUGACGUAAUAAAUUUCAGCCACUUCGGUGAGUGGUACUACGCGAAUGGGUGCGGCCAAGAUGAAUUAACAACGAAGGGGAAAUUUACACACAAGGAAAGGGUUCCAAUUUGUGAUAAAGUGGCACCAUAUGAUGAAGAACGGGUAAGUGACCAGGAGCAUGUCUAUUUUUCCUCCAACAAAAUUGACUACAUCAGAUGUGCCACUCGGAGGGGAACCAACCAGGAUGGCCACCACACAUACAGCGCAAAUUAUUACUACCAUACGGUGAGCGAAACGAACGGGGGGGUAUCCACCCCUGUUAGUCAUGAACAUGUGGUUAGCACAGACAAAUCGAGUCCCAACUGUAGUGAAAAAAGACACACAAUUUGGUGCCCCCCAAAGGAGAGUCAACAUUAUAUUAGCAAAUGCGAAAAGGGAGUAAACUACACUUCUGAUAGAUUCAAAGCCAAUGUAAGGAAAUGCUCCCUUUCACAUGAACCAAUUUUGUUUAGCAAAAAUGGAAAUGGCAUGCUUCGAAAGGAUAGCUUGGCAAAUCAAAAGGUGCCCACUGAUCUUACCUCAAAGUGUCCUUCCCAGGUGAAACCCACCCUUAGCCUUGUCAGUUACUAUAACGAAAAAAGGGGAAGCUACACAGGUGAGAAGGCAUUCACAAGUAAGGGCACAGAGAAACCUAUGCAGUCAGGCUACAAUAUGAACAGGAUCGCUGAUCGGCACUGCGGAAAGAGCGGCACAUACAAUAGGGGCGACAGCGCAAGUGGCAGACGCAUCCCCAAUUUGGAAAGCCACACAUUUCACCGCCCCAAAAUUGACCAUUCAAUCAAAGUGCAUGAGACUCAAGGUGAAGAAGCGGCACGCACGGAGAGCUCCCCCUUUAGUGUAGCCAACAGUGGGGAGCGAUCUUCCCCCGAGGAAGUGGCAUCCGCCAACGGUAGUACCAGCAACGGUAGUUCUAGCAACGGCAACAGCAGCAAUAACCGUAGUGGAUGCAGACGGAACAGUCAGCGAAUAACCACCCAGCUCGAAGAGUUAAGCGGCGUUCCCGCAUCCGACGCCACAAACGACUCACACAUUGGAAAAGAUGCCAUCAAAAGGAAAGGAUACACCUCCUUGUAUGACGACGUGAAGAAAUCCUAUUCGAUCAUCCAAAAUGUAAGUUAUGAAGAUGAGCUGACGAAAGAAAAAGUGAAAAAUAAAAACGGGGAAAGGGUCAUCACACGGUGGGAGGCGAAGGAGCAGAUAGAAGAGAAUGAAGAGAGAAAACAGAGUGGGAAGCCUCGCUUAAAGAGGGCCUCCCCAGAGGAACACUCUACCCCCAAGCGGAGCAGCGAUAAAGACGAGCAAGACAAAAGUGCGAAAGGUGCGGGAAAGAAUGCCACUCCCCUCACACUUAAGAAGGGCCCCGUUUGGAAAAAUUCGCCAAGUAAUCCUCAAAAUGGUCACGAGGUGGAAUCCCCUACAGGGAUAAAUCGAGAACUACCUAGCGGGGGCCUGGACGCAGAUAAAUCUCAAACGCAUGGCAGUAGCGCCAGUCGAAAGGACACCCACUUGUUAGCAAAGGAUGAGGGAAGGAACCCGCUCCUGGACACACAACACAUCUACAUGAUGAAUGCAGCUUUGGAAAAGUACAAACCACAAGGUGAAAAAGAAAAACGGGAGAGGAACCAAAAAGGGAGUGUGCCUAAUAGACCCAUCGAGGGAGAAGACCCCCCACAUGAACUCACAUCGAGCAAGGCAAAUGAAGAGCUAGCUAAAAAUAAAAAAGAGACAACCCUUAAGGAGAGCACCCCUGAUAGAGGUAAGCAGAUAGCAAGUUGGAACAUCCCUAACGCACAGAAGGAUCAUACCAUUCAUUCGAAGGAGAAACAUGAAGAUCAUCUAACCCACAAUAGAAGCUACGAUUUGAAAAGUGCUCGGAGUAAUUUAUUGAGCAUGUCCUAUGAUGGAGAUGUAAAAAGGGAUCACACACAUGGUAACUUACUAGUGAACCCUGAACGUAUAGCAUCCCACAAAGAUUCAAAAUCAAGUGAAAAAGACGAAACGGAUAAAUUGCUACACUACUACAAUUUGGACGCCUCUCCUUCCAACUUGGACCUUCUCAACAACCUCAUGUUCUACUCAUCAUCGCAUAUUAACCCAUAUAGGCAUUAUAAAAAUAGCUACCUCUCAAAGAAAAGCUCCCUCACUGGGGGGAGUAACCUAACGAACUCCCAACAGAGUGGCGGUAGUAACAGGACUGAGCAAAGGAGUGACCACCAAAAUGGACCCCCGGCAGUGGACCACAACUUGAGGAACUACCUCAAUUUAAACAAGACAUCCAUUCAGAACUUUGCAAAAACGAAAAGAAAUUAUAUCCGCGAACAAAAUUAUGAGAACAAAUUUGCAACAAAAAUGGACGACCAAAGGGAAGCAAAUUCGCUGUACCCCAAGCUACGAUGGAUGAACAUUUUUAGCAGAAAUUCAAGCAAGUACUAA
Molecule: messenger RNA, 7332 nt
Organism: Plasmodium vivax (malaria parasite P. vivax)
Lineage: Eukaryota; Apicomplexa; Aconoidasida; Haemosporida; Plasmodiidae
Product: serine/threonine protein kinase, putative
Exons: 5
Coding region: 1-7332 (2443 amino acids)
Biological process (GO): protein phosphorylation; intracellular signal transduction
Cellular component (GO): cytoplasm
Molecular function (GO): protein serine/threonine kinase activity; ATP binding
Source: RefSeq, a predicted model, not a curated record